Messenger RNA from Larimichthys crocea (large yellow croaker), 1477 nucleotides. It is a transcript of the gene bkgd, whose product is annotated as chromosome XXII C11orf54 homolog. The record is from RefSeq and is a predicted model, not a curated record. The coding region runs from base 118 to 1077 and encodes 319 amino acids. The transcript has 8 exons. Lineage: Eukaryota; Metazoa; Chordata; Actinopteri; Sciaenidae. Gene Ontology annotation, molecular function: hydrolase activity, acting on ester bonds; zinc ion binding. Gene Ontology annotation, cellular component: nucleus.
GAACUAUCUUGUCAGUGUUUCCUCUUUGGUUGUACUUUAACCACACUGCAGGCUGCAGCAUUCAUCUUUCCCUGCACCGUCAACACACUGCUGACACUUUUACCGUCCAGCACAGACAUGGCAGAGAUCAGCAACACUGAGAAGGUGCAGCUGCACGCUCCAGACUUAGAGGAACUUCGUGGUGUGUUACAAACAGGACUGGAAGACAACUUUGCUGAAGUUCAGGUGAAUGUUGUGGAGUGUCCGGAUCUCUCCAAAGAGCCCUUCCAGUUUCCUGUCAAGGGCUUGUGUGGAAAUCCUCGCAUCACGGAUGUCGGCGGCGUGCCGUACCUGGUCCCCCUGGUUCAGAAGCACAAGGAAUACGACAUGAACAGCGUAUCGAAGGAGGUGGAGCUGCCAGGAGCCUUCAUCCUCGGUGCAGCCGGUGCUCCUUCCAGGAUUGUUGGAAUGAAUGCAGAGCUGAUGCCUCUGUGUCUGACUGAGGCGGAGGGAAAGCCUGCGGUGAACAGCAGCUACAUGUCCUCCAUCAAUCCAGCUGAUGGCCAGUGUCUGCAGGAGAAAUACAGUGACAGAUUCUCUGGCUGCAGCUUCGGACUGCUGGGCAAUCUGUACGCUUGCGAAGGGAAGUCUGGAAAGGUCUUAGAGGUGCGAGCCAAGAAGAGAACAGGAGGCCACAGUCUUGUGACGGCCUUGAGGAAAACUCUGGAAGGUCACUACCCUGAGAAAAGCCUCGCUCUGGGAGGCACCUUCAUCAUCCAGAAGGGGAAAGCUAAAAUCCACAUCAUGCCAAGAGAGUUCUCAGCGUGCCCCCUCAACACCAACGAUGACGUCAACAACUGGCUGAAGCACUUUGAGGUUAGCGCCCCGCUCAUCUGCCAGUCAGUGCUGGUCUCCAGAGACCCCGGUCUGGACCUGCGUGUGGAGCACACCCACUGCUUCAGCCAUCACGGAGAAGGUGGACACUACUACAUAGACACCACACCUGACAGCGUGGAGUACCUGGGUUACUUCAUGCCUGCAGAGUUUGUCUACCGUAUCGACAGGCCCGUGGAUACCCAUGGAGUCGGACGGGACUGAAAAAUGAAUGAAUGAAUGAAUGUUUGCAGUAGAAGCAAAUCAUUUUGACAGAUUGUGAUAAGAACUGUGAUUUGAAUGGAAAUGGUCAGUUGAGCAUUUCAUUGCCUCUGAACGAAAUCUAUAAAAUGAUGAUGUGACUUUUGCUGGUGUGUGUAACAAACAAACACGUUCCCUCAUGUUUAUGAGCUGCAGCACCACAUACUGUAAAGGUAUGUUCUGAAACGCAAAUUUGGAUAGUGCACUUGGUUAUAUUGCAGUUUCAACAAUACUUUGACUAAUUGUUAAGCAUCUCCAGAUAACCUAAAUGAAGUGUGUGAUUUAUAUUAAUUUUUUUUGUAUUACAAAUCUGAAUGAAUGUUUGCUAUGAAAUAACUGCAUUAUGAACAAAAUCACUACAUCU